CUCUCUCUCUCUAUGCAUGUGCUCUCUCUCUUUCUCUCUCUUCAACUUUCUCACUCUUCUUCUUACUAGCUGCUGCUUACAAAAUACAGUUGCAGAAAAUCAAGUAAAACGAGAUCUUCGUAUUUUCAACCCUAUUUCUUCUCUUCUGAUUCAAAUCAAAUCUACGAAAUGAAAACUAACAAAACUUCAAAUCCUGUUAUUACUUUCGAUCACAAGAGGGAUGCCUAUGGGUUUACGGUGAGACCUCAGCACCUGCAAAGAUACCGUGAAUAUGCGAAUAUAUACAAGGAGGAAGAGGAGGAAAGGUCAGAGAAGUGGAAGUCAUUUUUAGAUAGGCAGGCAGAGACGGAGUCUUCUGAAUUGGCCUCAGCUGUGGGAGAAGAUGAGAAAGUUUCUGGGGACGAGGUUGUCGGGGAAGAAGUUGAUGCGAGUUUAGAGAAGGGUGUUGAUGGACAUCAAACAAGCGGGCACGUCCCUGGCAGUGAAGAUAGUACAAUUGAAAAUGGAAGUCAAAAGGAGGAGUUACCAGCAUCUGAAGUGACUAAGAUUCAUAGAGUCCAGUUAUGGUCAACCAUAAGGUCAUCUCUUCAUAUUAUUGAGGAUAUGAUGAGUGCCCGUGUAAAGAAGAAAACUGCAUCAGUAAAAGAUGAAAGAAACAAGAAUGGUGUUUCAAAAGACGAGAAGAUCGCUGAAACUGAGAAAUCACUAUCUCAUUCUGAUGAUGCUAAAUCACCAAAAGGAGCAUUUGAGGAAGACUCUGAGGACGAGUUCUAUGAUGUUGAAAGGUCCGAUCCUAGUCCAGAUUCUCCUCGUGUUGAUGGCUUGAGUACCUCUGCAAAUGGGAUUACUGCAUAUGCUCGACACAAUCCCUCUGUUGGUUACUGCCAGGUCAUUCAUUCUGAAUAUAAUUUCAUAUUUUCAAAAAGAAGUUUUCCUAGUAUUUUUCAAUAUGGUUCUGAUGUAUUUUGCUUGAAAGGUCUUUCUGUCAAACAAUUUAAUAAGGUGUCUAGAUUAAAAAAUGUACAUAUAAGUGAGCCGAUCACUCAUAAAAUUUGUUCACUCAUUACUUUGUUUUAG
This is a messenger RNA of Lathyrus oleraceus (garden pea), 1077 nucleotides long. RefSeq lists its product as uncharacterized. The transcript is spliced from 3 exons. The coding region runs from base 169 to 1077 and encodes 302 amino acids. The record is from RefSeq and is a predicted model, not a curated record. Lineage: Eukaryota; Viridiplantae; Streptophyta; Magnoliopsida; Fabales; Fabaceae.